CUGUAUUCCAUUCACAGUAAACGUUUGGACGUCAAUCACGCAAGUUUACGCGCUCGUUACCACUCGGAAAGUUGAUCGAUAUUUAUUUUAUUUUUUUUUUUCAUUUGUCUCGUGAUAAUAUAAAUAGCAACAAUAAUUCCAAAGUGCACUAUAACAAAACAAAAUACAACAAUAUAUCGUAUUCGUAUUAUUUUUUAAUUAUAGUUCUAUAAGUAUUUUAUAGAUUUAUAAAAAUGUCUCAUACGGUAACAGUUACCAGGACCACAACGUCUACAACAUCUGCUAUAAUCCUAAAUACUGGUUACGUGAAAUCGGUGCCUGGAUUAUUAAAAUUGGCUGAAGUUAUUUUAGGAGGUAUUGUCUUGGGUCUGUUGAUUUAUAACAGGGACAAUCUAUGUCAUUGUUGGGUGUAUGGCACGCACAACGCACAACUUUUUUUUUUGGGUACAGUUAGUGCGUUUUUCUUAACGAGUCUGCUGUUGUUGAUUUCUUGUCUUCUAUCAAUUUCUACAGGACCUAUUAUAUCUAAAACUAACUUUGAGUUCAUUUACCAUGGUGCUGGAUUUGUAUUUUUGUUGUUGGCAUCUGUGUUCCUAUUGCUCGAUGCAAAUGAUAAUAGUGGCCGUAACCCACAAAAUCACUUUGUGAUUGCAUCAAUUCUGGGAUUGAUAAUGGCAGCUUUUUACCUGUUAAGUUCAAUCUGGGGUUAUAGGUCAUACAGAGGCCCAUGAAUAACCUGUCAAUAAUAUUUUACACAAGCAUAGCCACACAGACAAAGAAAAUGGACGACUAGCAAAAAACGCACAAAUUAAUUAAGGAUAAAAGCCAGCUUGACAUAUAUAAUUUAUUGUAUAAAUUAUUAUUGUAAAGCAUUAUUAUAAUGACAGUUUUUUAUGGUCUAUCAAACUCUUUAUACUACAGUCAUGUCCUCAGAAUUUAUAUAUUAAUUUUUUUAACUAUGCUUAUGAGUUAUGACUUAUUAUACCAAAUGUGUUUGUGUUAUUUUUUUAAGUAAAUUAAGACAUAGAAAAACCUAUUGCCAUUUGCUCGUGUUUAACGAAAAAUUAAGAAUCUUAAGUUUAUUUUAAUUGCAUUGUUCAAAUCAUUAUACAUUUAAGUAAUAAC
Rhopalosiphum padi (bird cherry-oat aphid) is the source of this 1125-nucleotide messenger RNA. RefSeq lists its product as uncharacterized. Lineage: Eukaryota; Metazoa; Arthropoda; Insecta; Hemiptera; Aphididae. The record is from RefSeq and is a predicted model, not a curated record. Bases 234 to 731 code for a protein of 165 amino acids. Gene Ontology annotation, cellular component: membrane. The transcript is spliced from 5 exons.